UUGUUAUUUAUCGUUUUGUUUACUUUUGAGUUUUGGCUUUCUUCGUUGGCGCUUCUCUCUAGCUAUUUUGCACAACCUGGAUGAGAAUCUAAUCUUUUAUGCCACCCCACUUUGCUCAGCUAAGCUAAAGCUUCAUUCAUUUUUAUUUUUAAUUUUUUUUCUAUAUCUCAUGCAUUCCUUGUGAGAUGGGUAGGUUUCACUUUCAGUUUCACUUGUAGUAAAGCUUUGUACUUGAAAAACUUGCACAACCCCAGAGAAAAAAAGAUAUAUAUAUAUAUAUAUAUUUUUUUUUUUGGGGUGUGUCAAAGAGAUUUUGAGUUUCACAUUUCCUUUUAGAGUUAGCUAGUUGUUGAAAUACCUUGGAGUGUGUGUCUUCUUAUUCUUCUUUUUAUUUGAUUUGGUUUGUUUACUUUAGACUUUCAUGUGGGUAUCCCAAAAAGCUUAUUGGUUUCCGUGACGGUUGUCUCUGAUUUACUAGUCAUUGUACAGUGAUAAUGCAACUUUUUCUGUUUAAAGUUUGUUUUUUUAUCUGAACUUUGUGGCAUCUGAUUGAGAAAAAUUUUCAUGUGGAUUUAAAAAGAGAAAAAAGAAAAAGAAAAAGAAACAUCUUGUGGGCUUGAUCUACAGGGGUGUGGUGGUGAAGGUUGGUGAAAGUUAGGAUUUUUGUGUUGGUGGGUUGUGGAUUGAAAUAUGAAACAGAAGGGUGUUAAGGAAAAGGGUUCCUCAGAUGUGAGUGGGAAAGUGGUGGUGGUUGCUGUUAAAGCAUCAAAGGAAAUUCCAAAGACAGCUUUGGUGUGGGCUUUGACACAUGUUGUUCAACCUGGUGAUUGCAUAAGGCUGUUGGUGGUCAUUCCCGCUCACUCCUCAAGUAAAAGGAUAUGGGGCUUUUCAAGAUUCACCAGUGAUUGCACCACUGGUCACUGGUGGUCUCUCUCAGGAACGAGUUCUGACAAGAGGGAUGAUAUUGCAGAUUCUUGCUCUCAAAUGGUGCUUCAACUCCAUGAUGUUUAUGACCCAGAAAAAAUAAAGGUCAGGAUAAAGAUUGUCUGUGGCUCACGUUGUGGAGUGGUAGCUGCUGAAGCCAAGAAAGCUGGAUCAAACUGGGUUAUAUUGGAUAAACAAUUGAAAACUGAAAAGAAAUUCUGCAUGGAAGAGCUGCAAUGCAAUCUUGUUGUUAUGAAGAAAUCUCAAGCAAAGGUUCUUCGUUUAAAUUUGGUAAAUUCACCAAAUACAGAAUCUGAAGUGGGUUAUGCAACAUUUGAAAUAGAAACAUCUCCAGGACAACAUAAAAGCAAGUUUGAAAAAUGGAAUAUGAUUAGAGGGCCAGCUGUGACUCCUGUAAGUAGUCCAGACCAUGAGUCACCAUUGACUAUAACUGAUGUUGGAACCUCAUCUAUAUCUAGCUCAGAUCCAGGAACUUCGCCGUUUUUACUGUCUGGAAUUUCUGGGAUCCUAAAGAAAGACCUUCAAUUUACCACAAAGGAAAAUGAAAAUCUGGACGAAUGUGAUUCUGACACAGACAGUGAAAGGCUGAGUUCUUGUUCCACAAGUUCAUAUUUCCAGCCAUGGAUGUCAAACAUUCUCAGUUCUAGUAGUGAAUAUUCAAAACCUAUGCUGGAAGGUUCACAAAGACAUGAUAGGAAGGCUCUAACUUCCGCAUAUGAAGUCUUGCUGGAGAAAUUGUCUAAAUUAGAUCAAGAUCCUCAUAUUGGAUUGUUAAAUUAUAGACUUGAUCUGGACUUAAGCAAAAGUGUAAGAGAAGCAAUUUCAUUAUCGAGAAAUUUACCUCUUGGCCCUCCUCCAUUGUGUUCCAUAUGUCAGCACAAGGGACCUACAUUUGGAAAUCCUCCCCGGUGGUUCACUUUUGCUGAACUGGAGUUUGCUACAGGUGGAUUUUCACAGGCUAAUUUCUUGGCUGAAGGUGGAUUUGGUUCUGUACACCGAGGUGUCUUACCAGAUGGCCAGGUUAUUGCUGUCAAGCAACACAAAUUGGCUAGUUCUCAAGGUGAUCUUGAAUUUUGCUCUGAAGUUGAGGUCUUAAGUUGUGCACAGCAUCGUAAUGUUGUGAUGCUAAUUGGGUUCUGUGUGGAGGACGGAAGAAGAUUGCUGGUUUAUGAAUACAUUUGCAAUGGGUCUUUGGAUUCUCAUCUUUAUGGACGAAAUCAAGAUCCGCUAGAAUGGUCUGCACGGCAAAAAAUUGCCAUUGGAGCAGCUCGUGGGUUGAGAUACCUUCAUGAAGAAUGUAGAGUUGGUUGUAUUGUCCACCGAGAUAUGCGGCCUAACAACAUCCUUCUCACGCAUGAUUUUGAACCAUUAGUGGGAGAUUUUGGACUGGCAAGGUGGCAGCCAGAUGGAGACAUGGGGGUGGACACAAGAGUAAUCGGAACAUUUGGGUACUUGGCUCCAGAAUAUGCUCAAAGUGGCCUAAUCACGGAAAAAGCUGAUGUGUAUUCCUUUGGGGUAGUACUGGUGGAGCUCGUUACAGGGAGGAAAGCUAUGGACAUAAACCGGCCCAAAGGCCAGCAGUGUCUCACUGAAUGGGCACGGCCUUUGUUAGAAAAACAAGUUAUUCAAGAACUGAUUGACCCAUGCUUAAGGAGCUGCUACUCAGAGCAUGAGGUUUGUCGCAUGCUGCAGUGUGCCUCAUUGUGCAUCCGGCGCGACCCUCAUUCAAGACCUCGCAUGUCUCAGGUGCUUCGCAUGCUGGAGGGUGACAUUGUAAUGGUGAAGGGCAGCAGCACAAGCUAGAGAGUGUGAAGGGAGCAGGGAGGCCUUGUGGAAGGACCACUUGUAAACAGUCCGCGUGAUAGGAGUACUUCAAUUGCCUUUGCCUUUUUUCCUUUUGGUUAAUUGAACAGAAUACGGUAGAGAUGUUGGCUGUAUAGUUCUAAGAAUACGACCAAAUGUAAAUGAUGUCCGUUUUUGUUAGAGAUUGAGAGUUCAUCAAAUUCCCUUGUGCACAUUCAAUUUUUGGUUAGUGAGGAUAUGUAUUUUACUCUCUCAAA
Molecule: messenger RNA, 3005 nt
Organism: Quercus robur (English oak)
Lineage: Eukaryota; Viridiplantae; Streptophyta; Magnoliopsida; Fagales; Fagaceae
Product: inactive protein kinase SELMODRAFT_444075-like
Exons: 10
Coding region: 691-2748 (685 amino acids)
Biological process (GO): protein phosphorylation
Molecular function (GO): ATP binding; protein kinase activity
Source: RefSeq, a predicted model, not a curated record